UCGCACCGAAUACAUUCAUCCGCGUCGAAUGUUAUUAACAUUUUUUUAUAUUAUUCCAAUUCCAAAAUAGAGUAUAAAACAACGCGCUGCAAAACAAUUGGUAUUAAAAUAGUGUAACUACAAAAGUAUUCAAUAUAAAUAGAUUUAUAAAAUAAAAUUCUUGAGCUAUUUACAAGCUCUAUCAAUAAAAAAGAAAAAAGUUCACAGCCCUUGUUAUUUUUUCUUUUUGUUAUUUCAACGUACACACAUACAUACAAACAUCGUUAUAAAUACAGCGCUGCGCCAACAACGUUUUCGUUCUGCUUAUAAAGUUUUCUUUCGUAUUUAUUCAGUGUUUGACGACGGUGUGAAGAAGAAGUGUGUGUAGUAGAGUUUAACAAAAAUGGCAGACAUUGUGGAAAAGGAGGAGAAAACAAUUGCCGAAGAUUUGGUUGUAACCAAAUAUAAAUUGGCGGGCGAAAUCGUCAACAGAACUUUGAAGGCUGUUAUUGAUCUCUGUGUUGUCGGUGGCUCUGUCAGAGAUAUCUGCACAAAGUCUGAUGCUCUUAUCACCGAAGAAACAAGCAAAGUUUACAAAAAAGAAAAGGAAUUAAAGAAGGGUAUUGCUUUUCCCACCUGCCUGUCAGUCAACAACUGUGUUUGCCACUUUUCACCGUCCAAAAAUGAUCCCGAUCAUGUGUUAAAGGAUGGCGAUGUUGUUAAAAUUGACAUGGGUGCUCAUAUUGAUGGCUUCAUUGCCGUAGCUGCCCAUACUGUGGUAGUAGGAGCUACUGCCGAUAAAAAAGUAUCUGGUCGUCAAGCUGAUGUAAUUCUUGCUGCUUACUGGGCUGUACAAGCUGCUCUAAGAUUACUUAAAGCCGGAAACAAUAACUAUGCCAUUACCGAUGCUGUUCAACAAAUCAGUGAAUCCUACAAGUGCAAACCCAUCGAGGGUAUGCUCAGUCAUGAAUUGAAACAAUUCAAAAUCGAUGGCGAAAAAACAAUCAUUCAAAAUCCUAGCGAAGCUCAACGUAAAGAACACGAAAAGUGUAACUUUGAAACACAUGAAGUCUAUGCCAUCGAUGUUAUUGUGAGCACUGGUGAAGGUAUUGGUCGUGAGAAGGAUACUAAAGUGUCAAUUUACAAAAAGACCGACGAAAACUAUAUGCUUAAGUUGAAAACAUCUCGUGCUCUUUUGGCUGAGGUUAAAACAAAGUACGGUAAUAUGCCUUUCAAUAUUCGCGGUUUUGAUGAAGAGACUAAAGCCCGUAUGGGUGUUGUUGAAUGUGUGUCCCAUAAAAUGAUUGAACCCUUCCAAGUGCUGUACGAGAAGCCAAGUGAAUAUGUGGCUCAAUUCAAACACACUGUCUUAUUGAUGCCCAAUGGAGUCAAUUUAGUAACUGGCAUUCCCUUCAAUGUUGAAAACUUUGUUAGUGAACACAGCAUAGCUCAACCUGAAUUAAAGGAACUUGUUAACACUCCCCUGCAGCCACCCAAGAAGGGUAAAGGACACGCUAAGAAGAAGGCCGCUGCUGGUACAGACACUGCCACUUCAACACCGGCUCCUGUGGAGACCAAGGCUUGAAAGCAGCAAAUCAACAACAAUUGCUACGCCUUUUGCUAUAUACUAAAAUAUUAGAGCAACUAAAGCAAUAAAUUUUAAGUAUGGAUGAGAAUGAAGAGGAAACUCUGCAACAGAAUGUAAACACCCUAAUAACAAAACAGUAAACAACAUACUACAAUUUACUCAUUUACCAUAAUACAACCACAUCCCCGUUCUAUAAAAACUAUAUACCAGCUGUUAAUUAAGUGGGAGCUGGUUCAACUAUCUUCUGCAUAU
Lucilia sericata (common green bottle fly) is the source of this 1819-nucleotide messenger RNA. Its product is annotated as proliferation-associated protein 2G4. The record is from RefSeq and is a predicted model, not a curated record. The transcript has 8 exons. Bases 383 to 1564 code for a protein of 393 amino acids. NCBI's taxonomy places the organism in Eukaryota, Metazoa, Arthropoda, Insecta, Diptera, Calliphoridae.